AUGGGAGCUCCGGGCGGCAAGAUCAACCGGCCGCGGACGGAGCUGAAGAAGAAGCUGUUCAAGCGCCGGCGGGUGCUGAGCCGGGAGCGGCGCCUGAAGCACCGGGUGGUCGGGGCCGUGAUAGACGCGGGGCUGACCACGCGGCACCACCUCAAGAAGCGGGCGUCCAGUGCCCGUGCCAACAUUACUCUGUCUGGGAAGAAGCGCAGGAAACUCCUCCAGCAGAUCCGGCUUGCCCAGAAAGAGAAGGCAGCCAUGGAAGUGGAAGCCCCUGCAAAGCCAUCCAGGACUAGUGGACCACAGCCCAAACCAAAAAAGAAGACGAAGCCCCCCCAGGAUGUAGAGAUGGAGGACCUUGAACAUGGGAGCUAA
Messenger RNA from Pipistrellus nathusii (Nathusius's pipistrelle), 372 nucleotides. The record is from the annotation of a GenBank genome assembly. NCBI's taxonomy places the organism in Eukaryota, Metazoa, Chordata, Mammalia, Chiroptera, Vespertilionidae.